Nicotiana tabacum (common tobacco) is the source of this 2380-nucleotide messenger RNA. Its product is annotated as putative arabinosyltransferase ARAD1. The record is from RefSeq and is a predicted model, not a curated record. Lineage: Eukaryota; Viridiplantae; Streptophyta; Magnoliopsida; Solanales; Solanaceae. Gene Ontology annotation, molecular function: glycosyltransferase activity.
UUCAGAGAAGAUUCCCCAUUCGGCUAUUCCCUCGCUGCUUUUUGAGUAUCUUUUUGUUUUCUUUUCCAUUUUUUUACCUGAAGACAAAAGAAACGGGAAUUGUUCAUUGAAAGUAACCCUUUGUAUUUGGUGCAACUACUCUAUCCUCCUCUUUGUCCUUUUAUUCCAUUUCUUCUUCAGUUUCAUAACUUAUUCAAUAUAUUGGAAUCAAAUUCACGUGUGAUUCUGAUCUGGUUUUUCAAUUUCUUGAUCUGGGUUUCAAAAAUCUUGCCUUAUUGCUCAUUUCUCAUCUCCACAUUCAUCUCUAUUGACAAAUUUCUCUUACUGGUAUCCAAGAACCCAUUUUUCUUGUUCUUUCUAGUGGUUUCCGCCAACCCUUUUUGUUUUUUCAAUAAAAGGGUCUAACAUUUUAUUCAUACAUUGGUUAAUAGAAGGUGUCUCCAUUUGUUUCAAAAUAUUCCUUCUUUUUUUUGUAUUGAUGGUGUGAAAAAUGCCUAGGAAAAGGACAAAGACAUGAUUUUUGGUGUGAGCUGAAUGAGGAAUUUCAUUUAGUUUUGUGUAGAAUGAAUGAUUAAAUUGUUCUUGGCUGUAUCAUAUGAUGUAAUUUUUGAUGGUCUAAUUUGCAAAAAUGGUAGCUUAAUAACAUAUAGUAUUAGUUUUUACUCACUUAAAUAGAAUUGCAAUGGCAGAGAGAAAUGUACAUUCUAUGGGAUUUUUCGGAAGAAAAUCCUUAUUCAGUAUGUUUUCAAUUACUUCUAUUAUGUUCAUGUUAUCUUUGUUAUUUGUGUUGCGUUCAACUGGCCGGAGACACUUAUUUUACCUUAAUAUAAUACCAAAGUCCAAGAUUCUUGCUUUGUCCGAAGAAGGUUAUUCACAAUCCAGUGCUCAAAUUGAUGAGUAUUCUAAAAAAGGAACAUUGAAAAAGUACAAUUUGUUUAAGUGCAAUCCUAGUAAACAAGUGCUCAAAGUUUUUAUGUAUAACCUGCCCCCACAAUUUCAUUUUGAACUAUUGGGAUGGAAAGCUGAGGAGAAGAGUGUUUGGCCUGAUAUCAGGAACACGAUUCCUGAAUAUCCCGGUGGACUAAACUUGCAGCAUAGUAUUGAAUAUUGGUUGACUUUGGAUCUUUUGUCUUCUGAAUUUGCUGACAAUUUGGACGGUCGAAGUGCCAUAAGAGUGCAUAAUUCAAGUGAAGCUGAUGUGGUAUUUGUUCCUUUCUUUUCAUCGAUUAGCUAUAAUCGGUUUUCAAAGCUUAAGCCAGGGCAGAAAACUAGCACGAACGCGUUGUUACAGGAAAAGUUGGUUUCCUUUGUGACAGCUCAAGAGGAAUGGAAAAGAUCGGGAGGAAAAGAUCAUAUCAUUGUGGCACACCAUCCGAAUAGUCUUUUGGAUGCAAGAAUGAAGCUUUGGCCUGCAAUUUUUGUACUUUCAGACUUUGGAAGGUAUCCUCCCACAAUAGCUAAUGUUGAGAAGGACGUGAUUGCACCUUACAAGCAUGUCAUCAGGAACUAUGGCAAUGACACUUCUGGUUUUGAUAGGCGACCAACUUUGCUCUACUUCCAGGGAGCUAUCUACAGAAAAGAUGGUGGGACUAUUCGACAAGAGUUAUUCUAUAUGCUGAAAGAUGAGAAAGAUGUUCACUUCUCCUUUGGUAGUAUUCUGAAAAAUGGUGUAAAACAAGCAACUCAAGGCAUGCACUCUUCCAAAUUCUGUCUUAACAUCGCAGGUGACACGCCCUCAUCAAACCGUCUCUUUGAUGCUAUUGCAAGUCACUGUGUACCAGUCAUCAUUAGUGAUGAAAUCGAGCUUCCCUAUGAAGAUAUUCUUGACUAUUCAGAGUUCUGCAUAUUCGUCAGUACAUCAGAUGCUCUCAAAGAAAAUUUCCUCAUAAACUUCAUUAGGAACAUCACAAAAGAAGAGUGGACUGGAAUGUGGGCGAGGUUAAAAGAGAUCGAAAAUUUGUUUGAGUAUCGAUAUCCUUCCAAGGACAAUGAUGCAGUUCAAAUGAUCUGGCAAGCUAUCGCCCGUAAGGUUCCUGCUAUCAAUUUGAAGUUGCAUAAAUCGUGGAGGUAUUCUCGUGCCCCUGUAUCGAAAGAAAUAGGGCUGAAGUCAUUUCCCAUGCCAAAGAAUAUUUUGUAAGCAACUGAACAUUCAGUAAGAUUUUGAAAGCUCUGAAAUGACAUCUGAUAUGUUCCUGGGAAAUGCUGUCUGCAGCAAAAUUUUGCCCAAAUAUUUGUAACUUAACCAAUUGUUGCAAACAAUAUAUUUAUAGAAACAUAGGAAAAGAAAGUUGUAAUGUUUAGGUCUCUGCUUGCUGAACAGCUAAGAGAUUUUUGAUCAAUUUGUUCAUUCAUUUAUUUUUUAUAUGUUUAACUUCAUCUA